This is a messenger RNA of Zootermopsis nevadensis, 1109 nucleotides long. It is a transcript of the gene trsn, whose product is annotated as translin. Gene Ontology annotation, molecular function: sequence-specific DNA binding; RNA binding; single-stranded DNA binding. The record is from RefSeq and is a predicted model, not a curated record. Gene Ontology annotation, biological process: RNA metabolic process. NCBI's taxonomy places the organism in Eukaryota, Metazoa, Arthropoda, Insecta, Blattodea, Termopsidae.
UGUCCAAAGAUGGCGUUGAAGGCAGCUCCAGCACAUCUUUGGAAUCGAUUUUUCAGCUGCGCGAGUAUUUCAUAGUUGUGGUAGGCUACGUCUGUAAAUAGAAGCUAGUUAAAAACGGGACAGUUUACGCAAGCGAAGAAAAUGAAUUUUCUUCAUUAUUAAGACGUGAAAAUGAAAUCAGUAUAGCUACAUUGCUAUUUUGCUGUAUUCUGAUUUAAAUAAACACCUGUGACUUCAUUGCUAUAUUUAUUAUACGCUAGGACGUCAAAAUGACAUUGCCUAUGAGUGAAGUAUUCACUUCGUUCCAAGAUUAUCUCAAUACAGAGCAAGAAUUACGUGAGGAAAUUCGGAACAUCGUGAAAGAUAUUGAACAAACAGCCAGAGAAAUUCUGACAACACUUCAGAGCAUUCACCAUGAAGGUGGCAUACAGGAGAUCCCCGCUAGCUGUCAGAAAGCAAGAACAUUAUUUGGUGGCAUCAAAGAGGGCUACAAGAAGUUAGCAGAAAAGAUACCAGCAGACCAUUAUUAUCGGUAUCAUGAUCACUGGCGAUUUGUGAGCCAGCGUGCUGCAUUUCUUGCUUCACUCACCAUCUACCUGGAAUCGGGGCAACUAGCAUCCAGGGAAACUGUUGCAGAAAUCAUGGGAGUGAAAGUUCAGAGAGAUGAAGGAUUUCAUCUGGACUUGGAAGACUAUCUCAUGGGUCUACUGCAGCUUUCAUCAGAGAUGUCACGAUUUGCAGUGAACAGUGUCACUUGCGGUGAUUAUUCCCGUCCACUCCAAAUCUCCAGGUUUGUAGCUGAACUAAAUGCUGGGUUUCGUCUUCUGAAUCUCAAGAAUGAUUCUCUUCGAAAACGCUUUGAUGCCUUGAAGUAUGAUGUGAAGAAGAUAGAGGAGGUGGUUUAUGACCUCACAAUACGAGGUCUUAAACCUGAAACGAGUAGCACCAAUCUCAUGGGUGAAGGAGAUAUUUCAGAGAAAGCCUAACUGUACCUGGAAAUAUCAGCAAAGUAUGUUUUCAAGGUGACUGUACUAUGAUAUGUUCAUUAAAAUGAUUUUUUUUUGUAUCAAGACAAAAUGUUGAUAAAUAUUAUAGACCAUGUUUGGAGA